AUGGAUUUUCCCCAAGUCGUCGCUGUGUUCUCUUUAUUCUUCACUACUGUCCUGGCAUUCCCCCAGCGGACUGCAGCAGGUACAACAAUCGUGCCUCCGGCGACGAUCACCAAGGCUGCGUCGCUCAGCUGCUCGGACGGGCAGACCGCUGUCUACACAACAGAUUGUACGAUGGGAACUCCCACGUCGUACUGCGCUAGGCCGGAGCCCCCGAUCCAGUGCUCCGAGGGGUACUUCCCCUCAGUUUGGCACCCAGGUCAUUGCAUCGAGCAGUCGACCUGUUUUCCGCUUGAUGCGUCCUGGAUCACAACCGAAUGCUCACAUGGGGCGAUUCCUUGGACAACUAAAACCAUGUAUGAGGGUACCUUGGCGGGAGGACAGUCAACUAUUAUUAGUGCUGUUUCCUGCUCGUGUGCCAAAGAUCAAUGGUAUAGCCAUACCAUGCUUCCAGGCGCAUCAACCGUCGACACUUUCUGCAUGCCCUCAAGUUCGUGUCCAGCAGGCAUGACAACCUCGGUCUCAACCAACACGUACUGUGCAACAGCGCCGGCAAGUGCGUGCACGGAUGUUCCACUGGAAACCAACUACUGCAAGUGCGUGGAUGCCGCCCAGACACCCGUAUAUCCCGACUCCGUUGGAGCGGCUCCAACCGGAUGCAAAUUUUGA
Messenger RNA from Penicillium mononematosum, 666 nucleotides. RefSeq lists its product as uncharacterized. The record is from RefSeq and is a predicted model, not a curated record. The coding region runs from base 1 to 666 and encodes 221 amino acids. The transcript has 2 exons. Lineage: Eukaryota; Fungi; Ascomycota; Eurotiomycetes; Eurotiales; Aspergillaceae.